UGUACAAGUUCCUUGUUCCUGACUGGGUACACCUGUAUUAACAUGCAGAACAACUCCAGUAGUUUCCAUGAUAACAAGGAUCUUGGUGUGGGGAGCAACAACAUACGAGCAGUCCAUAGGAGACAGUCCUGACAAACGGCAAACUCAAAUCAGUAUUUGAAGAUGAUGCGAUUGUUGCUUCUGUGUCUGCUGCUGCCUUGCACUACUGUUUUUUCAGAUGAGUUUGAAGGAUCGGCCGGUGAUGGUCUGGAUGAUGAGGAUUCCUUUGAGGAAAACGAGAUUAUAGAGUUCCAUGACAGAGGAGGUUCUGGCACAUUUGUUGACAAAACCAAAGGAGAAGAAGACCCAACAGAUCAGUUCACUCUGAUAGUCAUCGUUGUAGCUGUGAGCAUGUUGGCUCUCUCUGUUGUAGCUAUUGUUGCUGUAAUAUUAGUCAGACGCCGCAUGCACAAACGGCAAGGGAUCUAUUCUGUACCUACAGAGCAGGACCAGAAAGGGGCAGUCUAGUUCCUGGCAAGGCAGCAACUCUGUAACACGCAUGCAAGAAAGAGCGUCUCACCAGGUUCUAUGAUCUCAUCACGAGGAUUAGACUCCUUCAACAGCUGUGUUUAUUGCUCCUACAAAAGAAACUAUCAAUCCAUAAGCAAUCCCAUAAUCUAUUCCAUUUUUGCCUCCGUCUCUACUGUUUAUAACACAAUUUAGGACAUUUGGAACGUAUUCAAACCUUCUAAUUGGAUUCUAUUUACGGAAUCUAAACAAAUAAGGCUCAAUGCAUCUCUUGUUUGCACUGUUGGAAAUACUCUCGUUUUAUCAGCAUAAACAACAAUGUUUUGUUUGGUACACGUGAAGCAAACCUAUUCGUGUGAAAUGGUCGUUGACUGAGACUAAACAUGCUAAUCCAAAGUAAGACACCGACAAGAGGUCCACAUUUGAGUCUCCUGUUCGCUGUGUGAUAUUUUCUCUUCCCGAGCCAUUUCGGCUGACAGCAGGCUGUGGAAUAGAUGAUAAAAAGUGCCAAACCACCCAAGUCUUCUUCUCCUUCUCAGCCACUCCAAAAACUGUCUGGGUAAACACCCGCUUGCAAGGUGGCAAAUUAAUCCACCACCAUGAAUGUGGAUGUUUACUUUUCUCUUUUUUGUUACCUCCUCUUUGUUUUGGAAAGUUCUCCUUUCAAAAUGGUGCAUGUUGUAAAUAGCUGUGUGACUUCUGAAGAGGCAGGCUAAUGGCCAACGGUGGUGGAGGUGUGAAAAUGAGGUAAAAUGAAAUGAAAUCUAAUGGAUAAUUGGGGAAAAUACCAACAAUAGCUGGGUUCUCGCUGUACAAAGCGUGAUGUUUCCCUGCUGUCGUUUUAAGCCAAAUCAAUCUUUGCCGGAAGAGUAAAAGCUUUCGUUUCGUAUGCGUGUUUGUUCCCAUACAGAAGGCAACGAGGAAGGUGUUUUUUGUAACACUUUUAAGUUGUCAAACAGUGUGUAAUGAGCGGUUCUUUUGAAUUAUAUCAACAACACAGAGAAUGGACUUCAAUGGACACAAAAAAGAGCUGGCCUCACAUGCAGCAAAUACCAACAAAAUUAGAACAAUGUUGUAUUUCUGUAAAUGCUUGAAUUAUAGUCUGCUGGUUAUUUACAUCAACUGUAAGAGGGCGUGUGUUAGUUCCCAAAUUAGCCCUUUACCUGUGUUGAGGAUAGCUCAUUUUAUGCACAAUCUUUUAAAAAAGCUGACAUAAUUAAUGGGCAUUCAAAGGGUUGAAAUAAAAAUAAACAAUUACAUGUUUGCUAUUUUUAUUUAGGGCUGAAGGUGAUUUGAGACGUCUGAGGGGAAAAAAGCAGAAAGAGAAUAUCAAUCAAAACGUGUUUUAACACGCUCAACUCUCUGAGGCCUUUUUCAUUCUGAAUGCUACUCAAUUGCCGUUAAAUUAAGUAAUCCCUAGACGGUAUGAUUUGUAGUGCAUGAGAAAGUCAAAAGGGAAAACAAGGCUUUUUUUUACUACACGGUCAUUUAUUAACAAUUACCAUCAGUUCACAGCUAUAUUGCGCACCCACCUAAUUUCUGAAGAAAUUUUAUGUUGACAAGGCUAUAAGAUGCAUAUGUACACAUUAAAACAUUAAAUAUUUACACAAGUGCUUGUCUUAAUUUUCAAAUCUAACAAAAGACAUUGGCUACUGUAUGCCGUGUUACAGGCUAUUGGAGAAGACAUUGAGCGCGGUCUUCAUCUUUUUCCUCCUUUGAUGCUGAAGUCGUGUUCAUUGGCGCACAGUGGUUCGGGCUUUUGAGCCCUGUUAGUGAAGGUAGAUUUCCAUUCCUUUUUUGAGUGACGGAUGUGACGGUUUUUGGCUGAGCUGUGUGUAUUUCGUCUUUUCUUCUUCAUGACGAUGGUAAGUCCAUAACAUGAUAAAUGGCUGACUGAAUGAUUGUGUGAGUACAUUUGAUUUAAUGUGAGCAGCUUUAUUGGUUCACUGUGAGUGGUCUGAUGUGAUGAGGCUAUAUUGUACAACAGAACCACUUUUUUUAUACCAGUAACUGUUCAGCCAGCAUUAAUAGUGCUGAUCACUCAUACUACUGAUGCAGUUACUGUCAUCUUGUGGAGCUAUCAAAUGCUACAUCCGAAGGUUACCUACAACCACAGCUGUUAAUGGUAAUGUUUUUGACCAAGUGAUAAUGAAAAACCGUCAUUUGCUUUUCUGGACAAUAAUUGGAGCAUUUACAGUAGUCACUAAUGUACUAGGUGUAGAUGAGGCUAAAAGUAAAUCUAAGUGAAAUACAAUGAACAAAUACUGCAACAAAACAGCGUAAUAGCUAGUUCAUUUUCACGAUUACAGUAAGUCACUGUUUUUUUGGGGGGUUUUUUCAGCAAAAGUGAGCAUGCUUGACGAUUUGGAGUUGUUCCCACACGUACUGUUCAUGCUUUUGAAUAAGAAAGUGUCUAAACUUUUGACCAGUGUUAUUCCACAUUUAACAAGUCAAUAUAACCAAUUGCAAAAUAAACCAUUUCACAUUUUAUACCUGCACACGUGCAUGGUUACUUUGUAUUCAACAUUCCUGGCAGGUAAAAAUCAGCUUGUGCAUAUAUCUAACAUAUCUUAGCCAGGCUAAUUUUUUAAUCGAACUGUCUUAACACUUUCUCAACAUAUUGUAGCUUUAAAUGUCUGUACAAAUUCACAAAGCAAUAUAUUUACAUUAUGACCUUUAUUUGAUACUGUGUAUGCUUGUGUCUAUGAAAUUGUGAUACCCUCUACUGCUUACUUAGUGUUUGUCAGUUUAGCAAAAAGAUUGUAAAAUACUUGUUUAAAUUUUUAAGUAUUUGUACUUUUGUAUCAGUUCAUUUGUGCCAACAUUUUUUAGUAAGUAGUAGACCAAACCAACAACAAAAACAAACAUUUCAUAGCAGAUUUGGAGGCUAAGCGCUCAAAUCAGUUGGAAAAUGUACUGUAUGGAAUUGAUUAUGCCAUUAAAUGUUUUUUAAAAUGUU
Molecule: messenger RNA, 3466 nt
Organism: Nerophis ophidion (straightnose pipefish)
Lineage: Eukaryota; Metazoa; Chordata; Actinopteri; Syngnathiformes; Syngnathidae
Exons: 8
Coding region: 163-507 (114 amino acids)
Source: RefSeq, a predicted model, not a curated record